AGGGAAACGCGUGAAUCAGAACGACUUACAAGUUUACCUAGAAAAACAAUGAACAUAUUGGGACAAGAGGGGAUAAUAUGAGAAAGGAAACACACUGUGUUGCUGAAUGCCACGUUAUUUCAGCGAGAAUGGCAAGUAUUGUAUUAGUGUUGUGCAGAUCACAACAAUGAUCAAAACACACUUGUCGAUGACAGUUAGAGGUGUUUUAAGUCCAAGAUCAGCACGAUUCAAUCAAGGACAAUACAUUACAUCAUUUUGUUUUUAUGGUGAUGGUUUUAUAAAGCACGAUUUAUCCCAAACAUCCAAAGGAAAGCUGUAUAUUUAUUCUGAAAAUCGAUGGAACACUGCUAAAGAAUUGCCAUGUCAAGAAAAACUUUCAGCGGCAGAAUUUUCAUUUGAGCUUGCCAAUGUGUCUGGUGAACAUAGGUUUGUUCCAUGGGAAAUGAUCAAUUAUUGGCACAUAGUUUAUGCAGAUCCAAACUCUUGUGAUCAAAGUUCUCUUGCUUUACAUGAUGAUCUGUCAUAUACUAUGUACUUCUUGAAUAAAGAUUCACAAGGAAAUCCUUUGAAUCAUUUUAGUUAUGAUAAAGCAGGCCUUCUGUUCUUUUUCAAAGUGGUCUCAAUAAUUUAUUUCAUAUGUGCAUCUUUCUAUGGUCAAGGACUAUGGCACACCAUCAGGAAAGAAGGGCCAAUGCACCAGGUGAUUAAAGAUCUAUCUGUUGGAGUUACAUAUCAUGGUUCAGCAACUUUUCUUAUGUUAACAAGCCUUCUUUGGUAUGCGAAAGAUGGCAAUGAAAACAUUUAUCUUUCGUCACUUGUGAUAGUCUUUCAGUGCCUUGCGGAGUACAAAAUGAUGAGUAUGUCAAUUAGGGUCUCCUAUGGCUGGAUGCUUGGAUCGUCGAAGAACAAGGCUGAUGAUACACUAUCUAGGCAAAUUCAACUAUUUGUCGGAAUAUGUGUACUCUUGGAGAUUUUCUUAUUGUUCUGGAACCACACCAUAUUGCUAUCCAUAAUCAAGUGUGCGGUUGUUGGAGUUGUAGUAUUCAACACUAGGGGCUGCUGUGUUUGGUUUUUGGCGUUACCUGUUUCAACCUUGCUUACUUUUUUUCUUCCUAGUUAUCAUAAAUUAAAGGUCGUUGUAAUCGUCCAGCGAAUUGCCGAAAUCGUUGCUAUAGGCUUGCUUUACAGACUAUUUUUAUCAAGAAGCUUGUACUGGGAGGUGUCUUCACUUUCCUCCGCCACUCUUCCUUUAAGAUUCGACCGAACAUUUGGGAAAAAGAGUUACGAUACGUAUAAGAGAUGAAUUUUUCUAUUAAAAAUACGUAUGAGCUAUAAAUAGAAAGUGUUGUUUUCAUUAAAUUAUAUUUGAAAUCUA
This is a messenger RNA of Xenia sp. Carnegie-2017, 1375 nucleotides long. RefSeq names its product integral membrane protein GPR180-like. Gene Ontology annotation, biological process: response to pheromone; G protein-coupled receptor signaling pathway. The coding region runs from base 107 to 1303 and encodes 398 amino acids. The transcript has 11 exons. The record is from RefSeq and is a predicted model, not a curated record. Lineage: Eukaryota; Metazoa; Cnidaria; Anthozoa; Malacalcyonacea; Xeniidae.